AUGGCUAAAUGCGGAGAGGGUACUCCGAUGUUCUCAAGAAGAGGAAAGUCAACUUCAGUAUAAUACAUGGUAUUCAAUACUCCAAACAUGGUGGCAGAAUCCUCUUUCAAGAAAGAGCAGCGAGAAAAAGAAAGUGGUUUCAGGAACAAUAAAAUAAGCGAACUAGACACUAUUUUCGAGCAAUUUAAUGUAAAAAAAAAUUAAAUCAUAAGCCAUUCAUGGACUAAUUACCUAUAGAUUGAUCAAAUGGAUGAUAUAUAAAUCUAAUUACAGAAUAAAAAUCUCUAAAAACAAGCAAAUCAGUCUCAAAUUAUGUCAGUUUUCAAAUCAGUUCCAAGGGAGUAGUCAGCAUUUUACAAGAUCAAUAAGCCUACUGUGCCACUCAAUGAUGGUAGAUACAAUGUGAAUUUCAACUUGGUUAACAAAAAAGAGUUAGAAGCUGACAUAGCAUAUAAGGAACCUACAUAGCCUAAGCCAAAAACCUUCAUUACUCCAUUCUGCCUUUAGCAAGAAUAAGAGUGUAACUAUAAGACAAGAAUGAGAUUCAGAGGCAAAAUUGAUAAAAAGUUGCUAUUUGAGAAAAAUCAGCAGCAUACUAAUACAAUUGAUAUGCCAUAAUUUCUUAACUAGACAUUUACUCCUGAGGAUAGAGUUGGCAAUGAUAUUAGUCUUUUACAGAGAAGAGACACUUUAUCUGGAAGUUCCCCAAAACUGUAGUAACCAGAUAGAUCUCUGAACACAACUUUAUUUACAAUGAAUAAGGUAACUCCAAUCAAAGAGGCUAAAGAUUACAGAACUUUCCUUGCAUAUUCUAAGCUGAGUUCUCAUGUUAAAUCUCCUCUUCCCUUUGAAAAGAUAGCCAAAAGAGAUCCAAUCACGAAAGGAAUGGUUGUUAAUGAAGAGAGAUUUACUACAUUUAAUACAAUGCCAGUCAUUAUUUCUAAAUAUCUAAAAUCACCAUCUCCAGACUUUUCUAAGACAACCAAAGGAUCCUUAGAUGUAUUUUUGAAGAAUGAAUCAUAAAUGGAUAACGCCUAAAAUUAAAGCUACAAUCCUAAUUUUGAAUUCUUGCAAAAACCAUUGACUUUGGGAAUUCCAAAUUUUAAUAGAUACGUCUCAAGAGAGGUUUAAGAAAGACUUGAGAAAGAUUUGAAUCGCCCAGACAACUAUGAUCAUGACAAAAUUAGUACAGCGAUUUCCUAUCUAAGUGACUAUCCCAGACCUAAGCAGCAACUUAAAUUCGACACUAUUCCUGGAAGAGAGGAUAACAUUAUGUAUAAGAAGUUAGAAAAGAAAGAGGUUAUUCCUGACUCAGUAAGUUUUAAGGACUUCUUGCCUAAUCACAUAAAAUAUUCUCCUUUGAAGAAACAGCAUGCUCAUUCAUUUGUUAGUGAUAAAUUCCAACUUCGAAGACUGACUCAAAACAGCAGUGAGAUGGGUAACAGAAGAAAUAAAUAUGAUGUGGAGUAGUCUGAGAUGGAAUAACAACUUUAUAAAAUUAAGUAUAUAACGCAGUUAUGA
This is a messenger RNA of Stylonychia lemnae, 1521 nucleotides long. The record is from the annotation of a GenBank genome assembly. NCBI's taxonomy places the organism in Eukaryota, Ciliophora, Spirotrichea, Sporadotrichida, Oxytrichidae.